Messenger RNA from Funneliformis mosseae, 1500 nucleotides. NCBI's taxonomy places the organism in Eukaryota, Fungi, Glomeromycota, Glomeromycetes, Glomerales, Glomeraceae. The record is from the annotation of a GenBank genome assembly.
AUGCCAAGAAAUAAAAGGAAUGAAAGCAAUGAAGAAUAUGAAUUAGAAGAAACGGAUCUUGAGGACGAAUUAUAUGAAGAAAAAUGCACGCCUAAAAGGAAAAGACGCGUUCUUUUUACACCUAAACGAAAUAAAAGAAAUAAUAAAAGCGCUACUCUUAGCACUCCAAAACGCAAUAAAAGAAUUACAGUUUCAACUUGUACUGAAGACACUGACACUGAUGAGGAUAUAACGCCUAAAGAAACAUACCCGAUCGUUAUAAUUACUCCUAAGAACAAACUACCGGAUUUACAAGAUCCUAUACAAAUAGUUACACCACCCUCAAUAAGGAAAAGGUCAGGUCGUUUAUUAUCAAAUAUAAAUAAUCGGAUUAAACCUACAAAUAAACCUUUAUCAAGAUAUGAUAUUGCAAGAGAGAAAUUGAGACUUGAAGAAGUUCCUGUAAAUUUUCCUUGUCGUGAAAAAGAAUACGGUCAAGUUUAUGAUAAAAUUAAAGAUUCAAUUGAUGAAUUUAAAGGACGUCGUAUUUUUAUAUCUGGUCAACCUGGCACUGGUAAAACUGCUACUGUACGACAAGUUAUUAAAAAUUUAAAUGAAAAAGCAUUUAAACGGGAAUUGAAUUCUUUCGAAUUUGUUGAAAUUAAUGGAAUGGAAGUUAAACCUCCCGAAAAAGUGUAUAGUGUCUUAUGGGAGGGUUUAACCGGUGAUCGAAUUUCUUAUAAAGACGCAGAAUCUUUAUUGAAUGAAACAUUUCAUGAUAAAGAUCAACGAGUUUCAAUUAUAGUAUUUAGUAAUCUUUUGGAAUGGACCGCUUUACCAAAUUCUGGAUUCGUUUUGAUUUCUUUGACGAAUGAAAUUCGAUUACCACAUUCAUUAUUAACUAAAAGUCAAGAGAGCAAAUUUGGACUGGAAAGAUUGGAUUUUGAACCGUAUACUCAUGAACAACUUUUUAUUAUUUUGAAAUCUCGGCUUGAAAAUAUUGAUCUAUUUGCAAGGGAAGCUGUUGAAUUUACUGCAAGAAAAGUGAGCGCUAUUUCACAAGACGCAAGAAAUGCUCUGUUUAUUUGCAGAUAUGCAGUAGGAGUUCUUGAGGCACAAGUAAAAAAUAAAUUAGUAUCGGUAAAUAGUCGUGUUACUAUACAAAUGGUUCUAGAGGCUAUAAGAAAAACAAAUACUCCUUGGAAGAAAUAUAUUAGUAGAAGUUCUCUACAAGUUAAAGUAUUUCUUUAUGCCUUAUUAUUAUUGAAGAAAAAUGGAAAAUUUGAAAUCGAGUUAAAGGAUGUUAUAAGAAAAUAUAACAAGAUAUGUGAACUUAAAGGCAUAUCAAGUCCUUCACCCACUGUAUUAAUGAAUAUUGCUUAUGAUCUCUUAUCAUCUUCAAUGUUGGUAUUAGAUCCUAGUAAAGGUCUUGAUUAUUUAGUUGAUUUUAAUGGAAUUGAAAGUGAUGUUAGCUCUGUUUUAUCUAAUGAUCCGUUUUUUAAAGACUUGGUUGGAUGGUAA